AUGAAAGUGAAUUCAGAACCUGUCUCCUUCUCUGACUUCCUGUCUACUGCUAUUACCAAUACCAUCCCUUCUUCCAUUUUCUCCCUUCCUCAUAUCAGGUACCUUGACCUUAGUUUCAACAACUUCAUAUUAUCAAAGAUUCCAACAGGAUUAUCAAAUCUCAUUGGACUUGCUUACCUCAAUUUAUCAAGCACAAUGUUUAAUGAUUCUAUGACAACCCAGUUUACCAACCUUACUUCCCUUACAGCACUUGAUCUUUCUUGGUCCUUUAGCAUCUGGGACUACUCAUCCAUUUUCGCUAAUUUGUCUUCUACUCUGACAAUUCAUUCUGGUGCUCUAUACACAUACAUAAACAGAGGCAGUCUCUCUGCAUCAAAUUUGAAUUGGUUACAACAACUGAAUAAUCUUAGAGAACUAAAAUUGAGUGGUGUUGAUCUAUCAGAGUCAUCUCGAUCAGCCCUGUGGGCUAAACCAAUAUCAAAUCUUUCCAAGCUGAGGUUACUUGACCUAUCAAAUUGCGGGAUUUCUGGCAAGGUUCCUGUUGAGCAGCUUCUCAACCUCACACGUCUCUCUCAUUUGUUCAUGGACUUUAACAUUAUAGCAUCCGAAAUCCCAAGAAAUUUGGCCAAUCUCACCUCUCUCUUAAUCCUUGAUCUCACCAGAUCAAACCUACAAGGCCAUAUCCCCUACCUUCCUCAACUAAAGGGCGAGAUACCUGCAUCCAUGAUGAACCUUUCAAGGAUAGAAAAAUUGUUACUGGAUUUGAACCAAUUGACUGGUCAGACAUCACCUUCAAUAUCCAAUUUAAAAAGCUUGAAAUAUCUAUCUUUGAUUCAGAACUCUUUCCAUGGAUCCAUACCUGACAUAAUUUGUAGCAUCUCCUCUCUUCGCUAUCUGGUUUUAGUGGGUAAUUCUUUUACUGGAAACUUACCAGAUUGCAUCGGCCAGCUCCAUGAUCUCCGCUACCUUGCAGUUAACUACAACAAGAUGAAUGGAACAAUACCUUCACUGUCAUCAUUUUUCCAUAACUCGACUCUCUAUAUGGUAAGUCUUGGACUUAGUGGGCUAAGUGUGAAAGUAAACCAACUACCGUUUCCACCCAAGUUUCAACCAAAAGUGUUGUCCCUAGGGUCAUGUAACUUAGGAGGCACAAUCCCAAAUUUCAUAUCAAACCUGACCCAACUAACAUUUUUAGGUUUGUCUAAUAACAACCUAUCAGGACCAAUUCCCUCUUGGCUGUUCAAUCUUCCCAAUUUAGGUUAUUUAGACAUCUCCCUUAACAAACUCCAAGGGGUUAUCCCACCUAACAUUAAGCUAAAGUCAUUUUUCUUACCCACAACACUUAAUUUAAGAAACAAUCAACUUCAAGUACCAAUCCCUCAAAGGCUUGAGAACAUAGAAGCCUUGGAUUUAUCCGCAAACAAUUUCACUGGCUACAUUCCUAAAGAGGUUGGACUUGGGAACAUUAGAUACUUGGCACUCUCCAGCAAUAAUCUUUUUGGUCAUAUCCCAUUUUCCCUCUGUCAAGCAAAAAAUGAGCUCAUGUUGCUUGAUCUUUCCAACAACAACUUGGGAGGAACGGGUCCAACCAUGUUAGGUAACUGCACAUCUCUCGUAUAUCUAAACCUUGGUGGGAACAAGCUUAGCGGAGGUAUUCCAAAUGAAUUGCAAGGGAAAUAUAUUGGUGUUGAAGUGAAUCUACUUGCUAAGGGAUUGUCACUGCAGCUUAAGGUGGUCUGCACAUACCAUAAUGGGAUGGAUCUUUCAUGCAACAAUCUAAGCAGAAGCCUUCCAUCUGAAUUAGGGCUGUUGCAAGGGCUUUAUCCACUUAAACUCACACAAAACACCCUGUCUAGGCCACACUUCGACACACUGAGCAGAGAUGGGUUAGCAUACACUGGAAACAAUUUCUUAUGUGGAGCUCCCGAUAGUGUCGAAUGUGACGCUAAUGGUUCCCCAACAACGGAAUCAAGUGAUGCGGAAGAUAUCGGACAGUGGAAAUUGGUGUAUGCGAUUGGGACUGUAGGCGGCCUGCCAAAUGUGAAGCUUAUGAUUACAUACGGUGGUCAUUGGGUUGAUAACACUUACAAGGGUGGUGAGACACGAAUGAGGGAUGUUAGGAGUGAUUUGUCAUUUUCGAGACAAGCGAAGCUGGUUGAAAAGGUUGUUGGGGUCAACUCACAUAAUAAUGAAAUCGAGCUACAUGCAUCGCUCAGCCAUGUAGCAGGGGUUUUGCGCGCAAUUAUUAGGGAUAAUGAAGAUGUAGUAAGUAUUCUACGAGAUGAGAGGGCAGUUGUUGUGUUUGUGACAGUUAAGAUUGAAGAUGAUGUUGAAGAGGAUGACACGACGGAUCGAAACGAUGAGUUACGUGAUGACUGUGAAGAUGAUUACGUUGGCGGACAUGAAGACCGUUCAGAGGAAGACAGGGUUGAGUAG
This is a messenger RNA of Theobroma cacao (cacao), 2436 nucleotides long. RefSeq names its product receptor-like protein EIX1. Gene Ontology annotation, molecular function: protein binding. The record is from RefSeq and is a predicted model, not a curated record. Lineage: Eukaryota; Viridiplantae; Streptophyta; Magnoliopsida; Malvales; Malvaceae.